UGCAAUGUCCUAAUUGGAAUUUAUGAAUGAAAUUCGUAUUGGACUGCUGAUAUUUUUUUUACUGGCAACUAUUCGAUCUUGUUUCUCUUUCGUUUAACCACUGUUUCACCUUCCCGCAGAAAAUAGGGUGUCGAAUCUGUCCUAUAACCUCCGCUAUAUUUAUUACUAUUUAAAGAUCGAAGAUGAAUCUUUUAUGAUAAUUGUGGGUCAAUUCGUGUAAAGGUUUUAUUAAGUGAUGUUGUGUAAUAUCGGUUGCGUUCUUGCGGUCAUUCUGUAGCGUUUGAAAAAUUAAACAUGGCCUCGAACCGAGGACUUCAGAUCGGGUCCGCGUGGUUUCAACGGAAGCUGAACUUGAGGCCACAGCACCGGGGCGUGCACCUAGUCACCGAGGAGAUCCUCAAGCAGGUGCCUGAGUUGUCGCUAUUCGCCAUCGGACUCUGCCACAUCCAGAUUAUGCACACUUCGGCGAGUCUCGCGUUAAAUGAAAGUUGGGACCCAGACGUACGAGACGACAUGGAGAUGAUGCUCAACAAAAUCGUGCCUGAGGGACUGCCGUAUCGCCACUCCUGCGAGGGCCCUGACGAUAUGCCAGCUCACGUGAAAGCAUGCUUCUUGGGUUCCUCUCUCACAAUUCCCAUCACGGACGGGAAACUAAAUUUGGGCACAUGGCAGGGUGUGUGGCUGUGCGAGCAUCGGAAUCACGCGGGCAGUCGAAAGGUGGUGGUGACGCUGUCGGGCUGCCCUCGGGACUCGCCGCUGUCGGCCGCGUCGCCGGCGUCGUGCUCCAGUUAGGAGCGGGGGGGGGGCGCGACCCCCCACACGCACUCGCACUCGCACGAGCGCGUCUCGUCCAAGAGCAGGAGGUAAACGGCGACCAGUCGUAGACGAAGAGAUACGCGACAAUAUGUACAUAAGAUUAAUAUUUGUCCUCGGGCUCGCCCGGCCGCGCUGGAGGCCCGCUUGUAAUAUAGCUUUUAUAGGAAUUGAAUAAUCUCGGCGGGGCCAGGCGGCGGCCGGACGCCGCCGGGACGGUUUUAACUAAUUGUUGUUUUGUUGUUGCGACUUGUCGAUAUGUACAUAGCUGCGCGGGCCCGCGCCGCAGGUUCGAUUGUUGAGAUGGUUGAUGUGGCACCCACUUUUACCGUUAAUCUUACUGAGAUAAGGGCGGGGACGGUUUGUAUCGAUUGACUUUUCACUCCUGCACUCGUUCAAUAUUUUCCAAGUUCACCGGGAGACACUAUAUUUUUUAACAUGACCGCACGUUAGGCAUUUUUAUGAAGUCGGACACUCAUUUUACUAUACCAAUUUUGUAUGUAACGUACCGGGCCGACGUCGUCGGUCCCGUAUUGUAAGAGCUGCGGUAGGUUAUCUAGUUAAGUGUGCGUCUACGAUAGCUCCCUUCUCUCUCCGUGUUAGGAUAGUCUAUACUAGUACGUGAAACGAGUCCAUAGCUUUAAAUGUGUCACACCCGUUGUAUCAACGGGUCCUUCGGGGCGACAAUGAGCUAACCUUCAGUACUCCUAGGUGUAGUUGUAUAUCAUUAUCUUAAGAUCAUAUAAGUGCCUCGGAUUUAUGGGGUGGUCAUCUAAUCGUUUGAGUCGACGUUACAACCGACGUCGACUGGCUUGCUCUACACUCUUGUCUUUGAUUGCGAACGAUUAAAUUUUUACUUACAAUAUGUACGUAAUAGAUUCAAGUUUUAUUUGGCCACGUGUAUAAAAGACGCAUGUGUAUAGUUGUAUGUCUUCCUAUGUAAGUUCCAUCGCGGUAGAGCUCGGUAAGUGGUUGGGAUCACGCCUCUGUUCCUGAUUCGGUAUUAGGGUAUUUGGUAUCACCUUAUCCGGCCACGUCUAUGUUACUUAAAUAAGGUAAUUAUACUAUAAGAGGUCUGAGAAUCCAUUUUAGACUCUCACUAGGGCAGGGGUUCCCAACUUUAUUUGUCAUCUUACCCGUCCUGACGACGACAUUAUUUUUUCUGCCUCCUUUAGAUUUUGCGAUGGCCAAAAAUCAAGAAAAUCUACGAGUUUUCAUGAUUGUCUAAACAUUCCGCGUCCCCAAUGCCAUCGCGAUACGCCUCCACUAUUGGGAACUCCUGCACUAUUCAGAGCAAAGCAGUCGUAAGACUAGAUAGUGUAGUGAGGAUCGAUUGCUUUUGAAAACGUUCUGGGAACGAUCUCAGUUUUGUACAUUCCGUUUCGCAUUCCGCUUUACAUGUCCCAUCGGCGCUUGUGUGGCACAAUUUUACACAUGAGACUUAGUUAGGAGUUAAUAAAUUAUAAAUAGUAGGUUACGGUGUAAGGCACUGAGCGGCGCCGCUUAGACGUUUUGAUACCGCGUGUACAAAGUUAGAUGUCUCAGACAUGACCGUUGGUCUCACGGAACUUAGACUUACCUCACUUAGGCAGCUUGUACGUUCAUACUCGGCCUUUUAGACUCACCUUUAUAUUAUCGACUAUACCGGUUCUUUUUAAACUUGUUUAUCUUAUUGAGUAGUUUUUUUAUCGUUAUAAACAAAGCUUUGAGCUUGUCUUAUAAGUUGUAAAGGGUAUCUAUAUAUACUUCACUUGUGCUGUUUGAUUUUCGCAUAUUCUACGGUUUUUCAUAAUUCGUAUUCUUUAUAAUACCUAAGUUAUUCUCUUUUGAUAGAUUCGGGGAGUGGGCUGAGGGAAGGUUAUUAAGUGCUUUUUAAUACAUAAUUAAGUAAGGGAUGUAAAUAUUUUUUGCAUUAAUAUAAUGUACAUGAGCAUUAAUCCGUGUACAUACUGAUCACGUGUAAAAACGUUUCAAGUGCUAUUCGUGUAUGAGUGUUAGAUAAGCCACUGCCAUUAAAGAUUUGCCUCUUGUAAUAUACUCGAUUUAUUUUGUCACGAGACUUAACGUUUAGUUUCCGCUUUGUUACGGUAUCAAAAAUAGUAAAGAUAAUAAAUAUCCUAAGUAGAAGUUUUCCAAUGAAGAAUAGCGACUGGAUCGCGUAGUUGUAACUCGAUUGUUUUAUCGUUAAGUGUUUCACCUCGGAACACCGUUGUUUUUGUUGGUCAUUAUGUAGCUUAUAGAUUGUCCCAGUUUAGGCUGUUCAGUGACAACGAAUGUGCUAGUGUUACCUUUUAAGUGGUCGCAAAAUUUUGGUUCCAUUGUGUUCCUUUUGAGGACCUACAAAUGUUUUAAAACCGUGAGCAAUUGUGCAGUCCCUUUCAUAAAUGCCAUUUAUUUGUCCUCCUGUGUAUGAUGCAAUGAGUGUUUCACAAUUUCAAAUAUAUUAUUAAGCGUAACAAAUUCACUAUAAGGGCACGAAUUUUAUCUAAUUAUUUAAUCAGUAUCAUUAAUUUGAUAAUUAAUAUAUUUAUUGCACAUAGGAAACGAGGUUGUAAUCAUGAUUAAUAAAAUAACCAAGAAGGGAGACAAAUAAUUUGUGUGUAUAUUAUUUAAGAUCAAUUAUUAUAUCAAUAUUGUAUGAUUGUACAGUGAACGGUCACUACUUGCUGGUUUCGUGCUCACUCAGUGACGUCAGGACAUCCUGUCGCAAUCAAAUGUAAUUGUAUCAUAUUACUUGUACAAUAUAAAUAUAUAGAUCCACAAUUAUGAAAGAGAUUAAAUAUUUGCAAAAGUUAAAA
Molecule: messenger RNA, 3611 nt
Organism: Cydia pomonella (codling moth)
Lineage: Eukaryota; Metazoa; Arthropoda; Insecta; Lepidoptera; Tortricidae
Product: UPF0047 protein YjbQ
Exons: 4
Coding region: 295-792 (165 amino acids)
Source: RefSeq, a predicted model, not a curated record